AGAGAGCAUAAAUCAGUGAGUUGAGGAGGGGCUGGUGCCACUUUAGCAAGAAGACAUCUUUAGAUACUGAAGCAACAGUGUUGAGGUUUGUCUGGCGUCUUGCCAUGUGAUGUGGAUGGGAGGCUGGAGCUGGUGAGACACAGUACAAGACAAAGAGUCAGUGAAAGCACAGAGAGGCAGGGUCUAACUCUGGAGGACAGGGAGUGGCCUAAUCUUGUAUGCUGAAGAGUGAUUGAAAAAGGAAGGGUCCUGUGGGUGGAGUGAGGAAAAAAGAGGAGAGGUAUGGGGAGGGGGUGGGUGAGAAAUGUGUGAGGCGAAUGGGAUGUCCUGCAUGUGUGCAUAAAACCCGAGAGCUCUUCAGUCGGACGUCCUGUUGCUUCACGCCCAACUCCAAGCCUUCAGCUCUCCAGCUCUCAUCCUCUGAGAGAACAGGGACAGACACAGGGAACAAAAGGCCAGCAAACGAGAGGCAAAGACUAACCAUGAGCCAUUCUUCAGUUCGUUCCACCACUUCCUACCGCCGCACUUUUGCGAGCCCACACACCAUCACCAUGUCCUCUUACUCCCCCGUGUCCUCCCGUAUGCCUGUGUCUGGGGGCCGCUACAUGCGCUCCAUGUCCCCUGUGGUGGCCACCCGCUCCACCGCCUACCAUCAGCAGCGUUCAAGGUCCAGCACCCAGCCCCCUCGCCUCGCCUUCGAGAAGGUGGACUUCACUCUGGCUGAAGCCAUCAACCAGGAGUUCCUGACCACUCGCAGCAACGAGAAGGCCGAGCUGCAGGAGCUCAACGACCGCUUCGCCAGCUUCAUCGAGAAGGUGCGCUACCUGGAGCAGCAGAACGGCGCCCUGCAGCAGGAGCUCAACCAGUUCAAGGGCCAGCAGCAGCAUGGCCAGCCCAACCGUGCCUCUGAGCUCUUCCAAGAGGAGGUGAGGGAGCUGCGGCGUCAGCUGGAUGCCGUGGGAAAGGAGAGGGACCAGUACCAACUGGAGAGGGACAACCUGGCUGAGGACUUGGACCAACUCAAGCAGAGGUUGGAUGAGGAAACUCAGAAGAGAGUGGAGGCUGAGAAUAACUUGGUUCUCUUCCGCAAGGAUGUGGAUGAUGCCACAUUGUCCCGCUUGGAGCUGGAGAGGAAGAUCGAGUCUCUAAUGGAUGAGAUUGAAUUCCUUAAGAAGCUCCAUGAUGAGGAGAUCCAGGAUGUGCAAGUGAGCGUCCAGACGCAGCAGCUGAAGAUGGAGGUGGACAGCAGCACCAGGCCCGAUCUGACUGCUGCUCUGAGGGACAUCAGGGCCCAGUAUGAGAGCAUCGCCUCAAAGAACAUGCAGGAGUCUGAAGACUGGUACAAGUCCAAGUUUGCUGAUUUGACCGAGUCCGCAAAGCGCAACAAUGACGCUCUGAGGCAGGCCAAGCAGGAGGCCAAUGAGUCCAGGAGGCAGAUUCAGUCCCUCAACUGUGAGAUUGAUGCUCUGAAGAACACGAACGAAGCUCUGCUCAGGCAGAUGCGUGAAAUGGAGGACCAGUUCGACAACGAGAUUGGUAACUACCAGGACAAUGUAGCUCGACUGGAGGACGAGAUCCGCCACCUGAAGGAUGAAAUGGCACGCCACCUCCGCGAGUACCAGGACCUUCUCAAUGUUAAAAUGGCUCUGGACAUUGAGAUUGCCACUUACCGCAAGCUGCUGGAGGGCGAGGAGAGCAGGAUUACUGUUCCCAUCAUGAAUAUUGGCAUGACCAACCACAUUGGUGAGAGAGACUAUGAACACAUUCCAGACAGCACGACCAAGAGGACUGUGGUCAUCAAGACAGUUGAGACCCGUGACGGAGAGGUGGUCAAGGAGUCAAGGAGGGAGAAGGAGAGAGACUCUGGCCGCAGCGAAAGAAAUGACAGGGACGACAAGGAUGACUAGAUCAAAAAAACAUUUUGAUUUACCAAGGUUAAGGCUAGGAAACAAUAUUACAUUUAAAAAAAAGAAUAAGAAUUAGAAGAAAACAAGCUAAUAUCUACAUAGUCCUCAUUGCCACUAGUUAUUUGUAUUGUCCAGCAAAGAACCUGUCAGUAUAAAGAAUCCUUUUAGAAAGUGUUGGUGCUAUUUCAAACAACUCAUUUUUGGUGAUGGAACCAGUAAAAACACUCUUGUGUCAUCUCGAGGGCUAAGCAAAACCACUUUAUUAACGUACCACUUGAGGCCUUGAUUUACAGUGCAAUCCCUGGAGCAGAUCCAGAUGCAGACCCUGAAGUACAAUAAGGUUUGGGUGGGGGGGCAGUAUAAAUACAGCUAAACAGGAUUUUAGGGAUCAGCGUGUUACUUGUCUCCUGGAAAUAAAUUGUUAACGUUGAGACAGAGCACACCCAGACCAACUCAGCCUUAGUGAAGACACUUGCAUUUGUUUUAGUAGUUUUGCUGCUCUCUCAUGGUGAGGGAAUCACCAAAAACCCAGACUGACAAUAAUAGACAUGUACCACACAGUAAAUGACAGUAGCUACCUGAACUCAUCCAGUCAAACUGAUUAACAUGGAAAGAUGUGCUUUACACUGAUUUGUGUAUCCAGCACCCCAUGAUUGAAUGGCUAUGUUAAGUGCAAAUAAACUUAAUUGAAGCA
Messenger RNA from Myripristis murdjan (pinecone soldierfish), 2601 nucleotides. It is a transcript of the gene prph, whose product is annotated as peripherin. The record is from RefSeq and is a predicted model, not a curated record. Gene Ontology annotation, cellular component: axon; plasma membrane; type III intermediate filament. Gene Ontology annotation, molecular function: structural constituent of cytoskeleton. Bases 318 to 1907 code for a protein of 529 amino acids. Lineage: Eukaryota; Metazoa; Chordata; Actinopteri; Holocentriformes; Holocentridae. The transcript has 9 exons. Gene Ontology annotation, biological process: intermediate filament organization.